This is a messenger RNA of Phaeodactylum tricornutum CCAP 1055/1, 2750 nucleotides long. RefSeq lists its product with no specific name. Lineage: Eukaryota; Bacillariophyta; Bacillariophyceae; Surirellales; Neidiaceae. The coding region runs from base 150 to 2750 and encodes 866 amino acids. The transcript is spliced from 2 exons. The record is from RefSeq and is a predicted model, not a curated record.
GAUAGGAGGUGUAGUAUUCCUAUCACAGAGUAAAUACCGGAACUCGUACUCGCAUUGUCGUUCCUUCCGAAGUACCUUCUUUUGAGGCUCUCACCUUGAUACAAACGAACAAACAAACGAACGAACGAACUGCUAGAGAGACAAGGCUCAUGUCGAGUCGUCGGGGAGCAGCGCAAGCACGGAACGCACUCCAGGGAACGAAAGGGUUGCCUCCGUCGCAUCCGAAAGAGCAAUCGGCGUCGCACCGUGCCUUUCUGAUCCGUUCGUUGGAACGCAACGAUGCCGAAACGGCCGCCCUCGUCGACUUGCACCAGACGCUUGUCCGUCUCCGCCAACGCAUCGUCGACACGCGUCCGCACGGCGCCGCGUUCUUGCUCGCGCUCGGCCGUGGGACCCUCCGACUCGAUCCGUCCGGCAACGAUCGUUUGGAACACGUCGCUCACGACGACGACAAUCAUCAUCACGACUGGUUCGCCAAUACAUCUCCCACACUCCGACGACUCGGUGUGGAAUUUUUAUUGCGACGUAAACUGCGUCGGCAAUUGUUGAAUCGCUUGGCGCGUCGAUUGAAUCGCAUCGCGCACGUCAUGGACGGAGAAGACGUCGGGGUUCCCGCGUUGCCCAAGUACGGCGAACUCCGUUUGCACGUACAGGACGACGCCGUCGCCGCCCUCGUGGCGCACUGGGAACGUCAGGACCAGGCCAGAAUCCGGAUCCAAGCCGCCCGGGAAACCGCUACGAAUCUAUCGGAACGUAGUGUUGGCGCUCCGGCGCCGUUACCACAACAACAAGCGUGCGGGGGUGGCGCAAACGAAGCAGAACCAAGGGAUGAACAUCCCGUCAAGGUGGAAGAUCCAUCCGACACGAAGGAGACACCCGUGGACGCCACCGUUCCGACUCCGGCCGAACACGGUCCCUCCACUGCCGCCUCACCACACCCCGAAACGCACGCAUCCAUUACCCCCGCACCGCACGAGGCCGACCCUGUCCCCAGCGACACGGAUCCGAGCGACGCGAUGCAGCUGGAUUACGAGGCCUUCCGCGACUACAAGGAUGUCUACGACAAGGUUUGGAACGCGAAUCCCGUCGGUAACCAGCCACCGGGUUUCGCCUACCUCGCCGCCGCGCAGCCCAUUGACGAGGCCUCCUUCGGUGUCACGGCCGUGGCGGGCGUCAACGCGACCAACCGACACAUGACCCUCAAGGAAAAACAGGCCGAGUUUAUGCGCUGGCAAACCUCGCUGCUCGCGAAAAUUCCGGAUCAACCGACCUUUGCCGAUUUGGGUUUGGACAAUCGCGUUUUUUGUUGGGAACAACGUUAUCAACAAGCCUGGCAAGAAGCCACCGAGGACAACAAUCAUACUAGUAGUGAGGGUGAGGACGCUCGUGAUCCGCAACAGUCCCCUCAAAAAGUCAACGAAGCGACGGACAGUGGCUCGGCCAAGAAACUACGUGUCGUCAAGAAAGAGGACCACAGCGACGAUGACGACGCUAUGGAGGUCGAGUCGGAUCCCGCCACCGACGAAAAGCAAGAAACCAAGAGCCCUACGAAAACGGUCGGCAAGGAAGACGCGAAAUUGGAAACGCCCCAAAAGCCAGAAAGAAAGGAAGAAGAGGCCAAAGAACACGCGCGCAAAAUUGUCAAGCCCAUUUCGUUGGCUGCCGUACCUUCGUUCUACGAUCAAGAUCUCGAGCGCAUCAAAUGGGUCCACGCGGAGCUCAUGUCCACGUCCAUUCGGGAUCACGCUCGUCAACGUAUUCACGAAGUGACUAAGGAAUACAACAACGCACUGCGCGUUUCCAACGAAUUGCACGAUCGUCGUCAACGAGCGGAAAGUCAGUACCAAAUGUUUGCGCACGAAAGCCGCAAUCAACUCACCAAGAUCAAGAUCGAGUACCAGAACGACUUUGCCGUGUACAAGUCCCGUUACCUCCAGCGUCGUCGGGAGUUUGAGCAAAAGAAGCUGGCGCAAUUGUUGCCGUCCAAGUGGGGUCGCAAUCCGGAGGGAACGCACGCGACGCGGUUGUACACGGCUCGACCGAACGCGAUCGCCAAUCAGGUUGGCAGCUGCCUGGCGGAUGUUGUGGACGCGGUCGAUUUGGUGGCGCAGGGUAAACUGACCCUGACCAAGUUUCAGGAACCCUUCAAUCCGCCGCAGCCACCAAACAUUCAGGGGGCGAUCGAUCCCAAGACGGGAGAGACAAUCACGCAGCGCAACAAACGUGUCGAAGAAGGUUUGAAACAGGAAGUCAACACGUUGGCUCUCAAGUUGCGGAACAACGAGGAAGAGCGGCAAAAAGCCUGGCGUCGUAUGCUAAAGACCAAGGCGGAAUUCGACUUGCCCCACCAGGGCACCGGGAGCUCGCGUGCGCAGGUGCGGGUGGAUUUGAACAAUUACCACCAGGUAGCGCUGCCGCCGUUGCGUCAGAGUUCGACACAGAGCGUUCCGCAGGAAGUUGCCGCGCGCGUGGCCGUGCUGCCGUCGUACACCCCGGUACAGUCCCAGUACUACCCCAUGGGUGGUGGGGACAACAUGAUGACAAUGAUGGAAUCGUCAAAGUAUUCCGCGGCGCGGGUGAAGGAACGUAUUUCGGCCGACGGAACGGUGGCACCCGUGACGGAACCGAAACUGAACAAGGACGGUUUGUACCUGCGUCCGGCCGGACGGACCCGUAAGGGAAUGGAAUGGGAUGCGGUCCGGGGUAUUUGGGUACCGGCCAACAACAAUCCCGGAGGAUACAAUUAUUAA